AGUGUCCAAGGAUAGAAGAACCAUCAGCGUCAGCACUGCAAGAGCUUUAUUCACAUGUAUGCACGCAUGUCGCUGCUCUGAAGGCGCUUGACCAACCAGUUGAAUUWUGGGACGCGUGGUUGAUUACCAUAGUUACAGGGCGUUUAGACAAAAACACUGGUCAUGGAUGGCAAUUACAUCAGAGAAAUACDGAGUUGCCUAAGUACGUGGACCUUGAAUCCUUUCUGGCUAGUCGGUGUGUGGCGUUAGAAAGUUCAGAGGCCGUAGGUUUAAAUAAAAAACUCUCYAAGCCCACUCCAAAAUUCAAUUCUGGAACUAGGUAUCCAAAACCAAAUCACUCAAAGGGUGCACUGUUGGCAUCGUCCGAGGCAAGAGAGAAAUGCGUAUACUGCACAAGCAUGCACAAGCUGUAUACAUGUACUAACUUCAAAAAAUUGGCAGUUGGAGACCGAAUGAAUUUUGUGCGUGAAGCUAAGCUAUGUUUUAAUUGUCUUCAUUCAUCUCACACCGUUGAUAAAUGCAGAUCAAGGUUUAAUUGUUUUAUUUGCAAGGGAAAGCACAAUACCWUACUUCAUUAUGAGAGACAAGCAAAUCCUUCAAAUGUUAUUGCUGAGGAUGAAUCUAUAGAAAAUACAGUUUCAACUUCAACCUCAAGUGGCUCAAAAAGUGUAUUACUAGUUCAUCAAGGGCAUGGACAUGUAUUUUUAUCAACGGCUGUAGUUUUAGUGAGAGAUAAUCAGGGGUUACGUAGAAAAUGCCAUGCCAUAUUAGAUAGUGGUUCGCAAGUUAACUUUAUAACUAAAGGAUUAGCAAGACAACUACAAUUACCAGCAGCYAGAGUGACACUACCAGUUAGUGGCAUAGGCGCGAAUUCUCUUCAGACUAGCACAAGUGUCGAUGUAUGUGUCGAAUCCAGAUUUGGUGCAUCGAAUUUUAAGUUAUCUUGUCUUACAUUGCCUGUCAUCAUGUCACGACUACAACCUAUUCAUACUCCGGUGGAGGGCUGGACAAUUCCAAGUGAAUUAGUGCCGCAGUUAGCAGAUCCCCAAUUCUAUGAUUCUAAACAAAUCGACCUAUUAAUUGGAGCUGGUGCAUUCUUUGACAUUCUACAGCCAAGUCGCAUACAGCUUGAUGUGGAAAUGCUAUAUCUGCAAGACAGCAAAUUGGGUUGGAUAGUCACAGGUGAGAUGACCCAGACAUGUUUGUUGAGUGUUAACAGAUCGGUUGAAGAAGAAUCGGAGGUGAUUCUCGGCCAYKAKGAUGUAUUGUACAAUAAACAAUCGAAGGCAAAUCAAUGUUCUAUUGAGGAGAACCAUGCGCUUGAACAUUUCCAGUCCACGGCCAAACAAAAUGAAGAGGGUCGGUUCGUGCUGCAGUUACCCGUCAAAGCGGAUCUAACUAAUUUAGGUCAGAGUGUCGGUUUAGCUACAUCCAGAUUUCUUAGUGUAGAGGGAAAACUACAGCAAGAUGCAGACUUACGAAUUGAGUAUACAAGGUUCAUGAAAGAGUAUCUGGAGAUGGGCCACAUGCAAGAAGUGCUGCACGAAUCCAAUAUUCCUAAGCGAUCAUGCUACUUACCACACCAUGCUGUAUUCAAGGGCUCAAGUCUAACAACAAAAAUUCGCAUCGUGUUUGAUGCUUCAGCGAAAACUUCCUCAGGGUUGUCACUCAACGAUGUAUUGAUGCGAGGCCCMARAACACAAGAGGAUAUAUUCUCAAUUCUUACGCGUUUYCGAAAAUAUCAAUAUGUAAUUUCAUCAGACAUCGAGAAGAUGUUUCGCCAAGUAGCUGUAGCAGAACAGGAUUGGGAUCUGCAACGGAUACUUUGGCGCGAUGACCCGAGUGAAGCUCUCC
Diuraphis noxia (Russian wheat aphid) is the source of this 1854-nucleotide messenger RNA. RefSeq lists its product as uncharacterized. The record is from RefSeq and is a predicted model, not a curated record. NCBI's taxonomy places the organism in Eukaryota, Metazoa, Arthropoda, Insecta, Hemiptera, Aphididae.